Messenger RNA from Macadamia integrifolia, 1277 nucleotides. RefSeq lists its product as uncharacterized. Gene Ontology annotation, biological process: response to auxin. The transcript has 3 exons. Bases 498 to 998 code for a protein of 166 amino acids. The record is from RefSeq and is a predicted model, not a curated record. Lineage: Eukaryota; Viridiplantae; Streptophyta; Magnoliopsida; Proteales; Proteaceae.
UUUCCAUUUCCUGCUUGGCUCCUUAGAUCUGUAUCUCUUCCUUCUUUCUUUUUCACAAUUACGUUUCGCUGUUUUGAUGCACUGAAUCUGUAUAUCUCUUCCUUUCAUUUUUAACAUUUGUAUACGUUUCCUCCUCGUUCUUUUGUUUCCCCUUUUCCCCUUCCUUCUUCUUCUUCUUCUAUUUUUUUUUCAAUAAAUUUGCUUGCUUUGCACUUCUCUUCUGUCACGGUAUUGCUGGUUAAACGUCGCUGAAUUGGAGUAACUUCAGCUGAAAGUAUUAAUGGAUCUUAAGAGUUACUUAAAUCUUAAUCUUUCUUUCUUUUUUUGGUAAUACAAGAAAUGGAAGAUGAAAAAUGUGAUAUCUUCCACUAGACGAAUAUCAAGAAUUAACUAUACCAAUAAUCAAGAUGGAUUUCUGAUCCUUUCUACAUGUUUCUUGUUAUUAUUCUCUUGUUUGGGAACUCUAAAUCACAUUGUGGUGAUCAAAUAGUAGCACCAUGGAUGAAGAUGAGGGUCCAAAGGCGAAUGGAGUCCGGCAAAUAGCUCGGUUGAAGGAAAUUAUCCAAAAGUGGCAGUCCAUGACUUUAAGUCCUAGGGUGAAUAGCCCAACCUCGGGCAAUAAUGGUCAUGUGGGAAUUUCACCAGCAAUAAACAGGAGGCUCAAGAACGCCUAUGUUUUGUGUGAUUCAGAUGAGGAGAACUGGAAUAGCCCAGAACCACCACCUGAUGUUCCCAAAGGGUAUUUGGCUGUCUAUGUUGGACCAGAGCUCCGAAGGUUCAUUAUUCCCACUACUUAUCUCAGCCUCCCAAUGUUCAAGUUGUUAUUAGAGAAAGCUGAGGAGGAAUUUGGAUUUGAUCACAAAGGUGGCCUCACCAUUCCUUGUGAGAUCGAGACCUUUAAGUUCCUCCUGAAGUUCAUGGAAAACAACCAUAAGGAUCAACCGGAUCAUUCUGAUGACAAUGCUGCUGAAGGAAACCCAUCAAGCACAGAGGAAUAAUGAACCAUAAAUGGGUUUGUAUAGAGUUCUAAAACUUAAUUGAAGGGUUUUGUGGGUGUAAAGUAAGUUCUACUCAAUUUGGUUGUGGAGUUAAAGGAUCGGAGAGCAGGGUCAGGUCAGGGAGGUAUAGAUAGGAUUUUCUUACACAAUUUGGUGCUGGAAGACUCUGAAUGGGGAAAAGGCAUCAUAGGAAAAUUGAGGGUUCCCUCAUUGUAUGUGGUUUGAUUGAAUCUUGUAAUUUUAUGUUCAAUGGAAUUCAAUCUAUAUAAUGUUUUGAAA